AUGAGGCCUCAACCUGCUUGGCGCUCUUUUAGCCUGCUGCAGCGACCAUCGCGCUGCAGUAUUGGCCGCCGCACAAUUCAAACAGCCAGCCCUGCCCGGGUCCCCAAUUUUGCUUUUGCCUUUGAUAUCGAUGGUGUCCUCCUACGAGCUUCUAAGCCAAUUCCUGGCGCUGCCGACUCAUUGGCUCUCCUGAAACAGCAAGGAAUUCCUUUUAUCCUCCUCACCAAUGGCGGCGGUAAACACGAGACAGAACGAGUGGCUGAGAUCAGCGAGAAGCUGAAUGUGCCCCUGGAUGCGGCUGAUAUUGUACAAAGUCACUCUCCUUUCGCCGAAUUGGUGAAAGGGCCAGAUGAGUCAAGCGCGCUGGAGAACAAAUGUGUUUUGGUGGCUGGAGGUGAUGGGGACAACUGCCGGCGCGUUGCGGAACAAUAUGGAUUUAAGAAUGUUGUGACACCCGGAGACAUCUUCAUGGCCAAUCAAUCCAUCUGGCCAUUCUCUAAGAACUUCUCAGACCACUACAAGACAUUUGCCAGACCUCUUCCGAAACCAAUUGACCCCACUGAUCCGAAAAAGGGGCUGAAGAUUGACGCGGUCUUCGUUUUUAAUGAUCCCCGGGACUGGGGCUUAGAUACACAGGUCAUUAUGGACAUUCUGCUUUCACGCCAGGGGCAUGUAGGUACCCUGUCGGACAAAAAUGGACAGAUUGACCUCCCCAAUCACGGGUAUCAACAGGACGGCCAGCCUCAUCUAUACUUUUCAAACCCGGAUUUAUUCUGGGCAGCCGCCUAUCCCUUACCCCGUCUUGGCCAGGGCGGAUUCCGUGAGGCACUAGAGGGUGUCUGGGCUGCUACCACAGGCGGACCGAGCAAGGGCAUUGAACUAAAGAAGACUGUGAUUGGAAAGCCUUACCAGGGAACCUAUGAAUUUGCUGAGCGACAACUGCUUCGGAAUCGGACCAGGAUCUUUGGAGGUGCAGCUGAUCUCCCACCUCUAAAACACGUGUAUAUGAUUGGUGACAACCCGGAGUCGGACAUUCGGGGUGCAAACUCCUACCGCAGUGAAUUCGGAAGCAAGUGGCAGUCCAUCUUGGUUCGCACUGGAGUUUAUCCUGGUGGUGAGCCUGCUUGGACUCCUACUACUAUAGCAGAUGAUGUCCAGAAGGGUGUACAGUGGGCACUGAAGACCUCCAAGUGGUCUUCGUGA
Molecule: messenger RNA, 1203 nt
Organism: Penicillium pulvis
Lineage: Eukaryota; Fungi; Ascomycota; Eurotiomycetes; Eurotiales; Aspergillaceae
Product: putative HAD superfamily hydrolase
Exons: 3
Coding region: 1-1203 (400 amino acids)
Biological process (GO): glycerophospholipid biosynthetic process
Cellular component (GO): mitochondrion
Source: RefSeq, a predicted model, not a curated record